Messenger RNA from Pseudogymnoascus verrucosus, 610 nucleotides. RefSeq lists its product as uncharacterized. The transcript has 5 exons. Lineage: Eukaryota; Fungi; Ascomycota; Leotiomycetes; Thelebolales; Thelebolaceae. The coding region runs from base 67 to 462 and encodes 131 amino acids. The record is from RefSeq and is a predicted model, not a curated record.
CACCAAUAUACAACCCACAACUCACACCAAACAACCCAAUCUCAUCUACGCAACUGCAUCACAAAGAUGGGAAACAACACAGAUGAGGAGCCCAAGAUCGGCGAAAGUAGCACUGAUGCGUAUUCUCCUGAAAAAUACCGCAAAUGCCUCCAAGAGAUAGAAGAGAAGGGCAUUGGAAAAGCCCGCCAGGAGCUAAAGGACAAGGGAAUGUGGCCGGCGAAGCCAGGAGACAUACUUGACAAGAUACACGCGAUAAAAUGGUCACCGACUAUGUCCGAGGAAGAUUCCAAGCGCAAUGUUCAGGAUUUCAACCGCCUCUUUGAAGAGUUCAUUACAUGGGCAGUCGAAGACCUCAAUGCGAACAAAAAUAACCCUGAGACUGUGAAGUUCCAUCAGUUUCUUUGCGCCCAGCUCACAGAGGUUGGAAACAAUGCUGUUGCAAUGGCCAAGGAUAACAAAUAGAGUCACCCCAUAAUAUGGCUAGCCAGUCUCUUGUUAUACGUCAAAGCACUUCGCAAGGACUCGUACGGAAUUGGUAUUCAAGGCGUGAAAGUCUCGCGGAAAUGGACAGAUAAAGCCUUCAGAUUUGAGAAUUGAAACCGAAUUAACC